GGAAUUUCCUCCUCGCCAGAUCUGGCGCAUGCGCAUAUGCAAAAUGAAUGCGGACUUCGCAGCACUCUCAAUAUUAAAUUGUUUGAUGGCCAUUAAAUUGAUCAGUCAUGUCGAAAGCACCAUCUCAGCCCGGUUCUUCGGGUGUCGCCGCUAAUCUUAGACCUUCAUCGUCCUCCUCGUGCUCCUCUCCCUCCGCAGGCGGCACGACGUCCCCCUCUAACGUGUUGCACGUACAGCCCGAGAAGCCCCAGCACUACACAUACCUGAAGGAGUUUAGGACAGAGCAGUGUCCCUUGUUUGUGCAGCACAAGUGCACCCAGCACCGUCCCUUCACCUGCUUCCACUGGCACUUUCUAAACCAGAGACGGCGGAGGCCAAUCCGCUGGCGAGAUGGAACCUUUAAUUACAGCCCUGAUGUGUACUGUGUUAAAUACGAUGAGGGCACAGGGACGUGUCCCGAUGGAGAGGAGUGUCCAUUUCUGCACCGAACAGCUGGAGACACAGAGAGGCGGUAUCACCUGCGCUACUAUAAGACUGGUUCCUGUAUACAUGAGACUGAUGGGAAGGGCCACUGUAGUAAGAACGGUCCUCACUGUGCCUUUGCUCACAGCUCCCAUGACCUCCGAAGCCCUGUCUAUGACAUCAGAGAGAUGCAGGAAUUAGAUGCUCAAGCUGCCACAGGAUUGGUUGAGGGGCCAUCUGGAGAAGGACAGUCAGGUGUUGUGGCCAGCACUGCACUUAUAGAAAAGAUCCUGAGUGAAGAUCCACGCUGGCAAGACAACAGUUUCGUGCUCUCCCACUACAAGACAGAGCUUUGUAAAAAGCCGCCACGGCUGUGCCGACAGGGCUAUGCAUGUCCCUACUAUCACAACAGCAAAGACCGCAGACGGAGCCCUCACAAACACAAAUACAGAGCCCUGCCGUGUCCCUCAGUCAAACACAGUGACGAGUGGGGAGACCCCAGUAAAUGCGAAAGCGGAGAAAGCUGCCAGUACUGCCACACGCGGACAGAACAGCAGUUUCAUCCAGAGAUCUGCAAAUCCACCAAAUGCAAUGACAUGCAGCAGAGUGGCAACUGUCCCAGAGGGCCGUUCUGUGCUUUUGCACAUUUAGAAAAAUUCAGUGUCAGUGAGGAGCAGCUGGCUUCACAAUGCAGUUCACCUCUUCUUGCAACUUUCUGCCCCGCCCCAUUAGAAGACUCCACCCACAGUGGCCCCAGUGCCACCACAGAGGAAGGGCUGCUGGGACGCAUUCUGUUUAAGGAUUUCUCCAGCAUUGAAGCCGGCCCAGGAGGAGAGGGUGGUUAUGGGAAAGCCCCCGGUUUUGAGAGGGAAGACCAGCUAUACUAUAGGAAUGUUUAUGGACUGGACCCAUUCACUUUCAUUGCCAAACAGAAAAGUUUUGUAAUGGAUCAGCGCAGCAGAGAAAUCUUUUCCAUGCACAGCAAACAGUUUCAGGAUUUAUUAGUGUUUCUACCUGUCGGCAGUCCUCUUAGUAUGUCCUCCAGUGUACCCUCCAGCCGUGCAGCCACCCCACCCAGCCCUGCACCACCUGGUCCCUCUUCUGGCAUGAACGCCAACGCUCUUCCCUUCUACCCCACAAGUGACACGGUGGAGUCUGUAGUGGAGUCUGCACUGGAUGAUCUGGACCUGAAUGACUUUGGAGCCUCAGCUAUUGAGAAAAGUCUGGAGAGUUCCAGCCUGCUGAGCAUGGGGCUCAUGUUGGGAGGCAGUCAGUUACAGAGUUCAGCACCUGUCAACAUUCCUGGCUCCUUAAGUAGUCCCUCCCCUUUCAGAUCACCCUCACCUUCUCCACCAAUCAGAGCUCACCACUCUCCAUUCCUCUCUGCACAGCUGUCACAACCCAGCCAAUCAGAAAGCAGCUUUUUGGGGUCCUCCCAUGGUUCUUUAGGUUUAAAUGGAAUGAGCAGCAGUAUUUGGGAAAAUUUUCCUACAGGUCAGAGUUCCCCAGGUACCCCCCCUGCUCUGCUCUCCAUGGGGAGCAUGUAUGCUGAAGCGUCCCGUCUCAAACAGGAAGUGGAGGAGGCACACAGGGUGCUGAAACACUGGGACCACAGCUGGAGACAGAUGGCUCAGUCAUGGGCAGUCUUAAAAACAGAUGCGGAAGAGGAACGUAUUCUGGCGGGGCAGCUGAGUAUGGAGGCCGAACGAGCACGGCAGGCUGAAGAGGAGGCGCAGCAGCAAGCUGCUCUCUUGGAGGAGGUGCUAGAGAGGCUACGGCAUUCAGAAAACCCACAUCUACAGCUUCACCAGCUGCAGUUACUGCACAGAUUACCACUCAGCUCCAUCUGCAGCCUGCAAGCCCAGAUCUGCACCUGCUUACGCACUGUAGAACAGGCUGUGUUCAGGAAGCAGAGAUUAUAUUGUAUAUCUUGUGACAAGUUGGGCUCACUGACGUUGCCAUGCCAACACGGCCUGCUCUGUGAGCGAUGUGCAGCCUCAACAGAAUGCCCGCUGUGCACUGAACACCAGCAGAGCCUGAAUAUCCCAGAGUUAUAAACUGAGACUUAAUUCUAAUCUAAUAUAAUUCAGACACUAUACAUGAACCCUCAUCCUUCACAGUAUUUUCGCUCUCACUUCGGUAUUACAAUGAUCUAAUCAAUUUGAACAAAACUAGGGCUAAAAAUUUCCCACACGGCUGUUUUGCUGGUUUUUUGUUUUUUGUUUUGUUUGUUUUUGUUUUGUUUGUUCUUUUCUCUGAAAGCCACGUAUACUGGUAUAACAGACUUGACCCCGGUCUUAAUUUGACCCAAAACUAGAAGAAUGGAACCUUCUCUGCCGUAUUUUGGCUUCAACACUUUUUUUUUCUUUAAGACAUUUUAAAUCGGAAUGUGGAAUGUCCUUCCAGAACCAUCCAUGAACAUUCCGAAAUGUUCACAGAUGAAAUGCAGUUGUUAUAUCUAAGGUGCAGCAGAAGUGACUUGUCAGGCCGAGGAAAUUUUGUAAUCAAUACACAUUAGCGUAAUAGGUAGCCAUAGAGGAAAUUGACCAUUACUUUUGUAGGACUUUUUAAGUAUAAAUUCCAGGGGUGUUCUACAGA
Myxocyprinus asiaticus (Chinese sucker) is the source of this 3060-nucleotide messenger RNA. Its product is annotated as RING finger protein unkempt homolog. Gene Ontology annotation, biological process: cell morphogenesis involved in neuron differentiation. The record is from RefSeq and is a predicted model, not a curated record. Gene Ontology annotation, molecular function: metal ion binding; mRNA CDS binding. Bases 108 to 2519 code for a protein of 803 amino acids. Lineage: Eukaryota; Metazoa; Chordata; Actinopteri; Cypriniformes; Catostomidae. The transcript is spliced from 16 exons.